Paraphaeosphaeria sporulosa is the source of this 1002-nucleotide messenger RNA. Its product is annotated as guanyl-specific ribonuclease Pb1. The record is from RefSeq and is a predicted model, not a curated record. The transcript has 2 exons. Lineage: Eukaryota; Fungi; Ascomycota; Dothideomycetes; Pleosporales; Didymosphaeriaceae. Gene Ontology annotation, molecular function: RNA binding; RNA nuclease activity. Bases 363 to 782 code for a protein of 139 amino acids.
AUCGAUUAGCGGCGGGCAAUAGAAGCGAUCGAGUGGACAGAUACGACCAGCGUGCUUCGAACGAAUGCAAGCACUGACCUCGAAGUGCGGCUAUCGUGAGCUUUUGUGGAAGGUCAUGUCUGCUCGCGUCAGGAGUAGCUACGUCGACCCUAGUCUGCAUACACGACAAUCAACGUGCUACCAGAUGCGCUGGGGUUAGAAGAGGAUAUUUCGGAGGUGUCCGGCUGGCGUGCGACCAGAGUGAGUGAGGAUAUAUAGUCCUAUCUUUGGACGUCUCUGAAAGAAUAGGCCGAAUCAUUGGAUUCCAGUCCCAUCUUCCUUCGUUUCACCGGAAGUCUCUCGCUGUUCCACCUUUCGAUAUCAUGAAGUUCCUUUCAGGCCUUCUCUUUGCCGCCUCCGUUGCGUUUGCUCUGCCCACAAGUGUCGUCGAUGCUUCUGCUGAGAGCGCCGUAAUCGCCGAGAGGGCGUGCUACGUCCAGUGCGGAUCCAAAUGCUAUACCUCCUCCCAGGUAUCUGCUGCACGCAGCGCCGCCUACCAAUACCUUCAGUCAGGGGACACUGCCGGUAGCAGCACGUACCCCCACAAGUACAACAACUAUGAAGGUUUCGACUUCCUGGUAUCAGGAACUUACUACGAGUUCCCGCUCUUGACCAGUGGCACAUACUCUGGUGGUUCGCCCGGUGCUGACCGUGUGGUCAUCAAUUCCAGUGGACAGCGUGCUGGAGAGAUCACGCACACAGGCGCGAGCGGAAAUAACUUUGUCGCGUGCUCAGGAUGGUAGAGCAGUAGUGAUAGUCGUAACGUUGGAAGCUAAUCCACAAUAAUAUGAAAUGAAGUGAUCUUCCAAAAUUCAACAAUCGUAGUUACGUGAAUAAGCCAACUCUUCCAUUCCCCGAUCCAGCUGUGUGACAAGCAAAGGCGAUAGUUAUCAAUUGGCGGGUUUAUGAUGGCGAUCGCAAGUCGCUGACUGAGAUAGUCGUGCAGUGUGGUCCAAGGGCGCC